CACAAAAUGGUCAUUUUGGGUAAUUCCUGCAGCUUUCGCAGUCACCUCUCUGUUUACCCUGCAGUACCCGUCGUCAUAUAAUAGCCAGGCAGUAACUUGAUAACCAAGAAACCCAAAAAUCCCCAAAUUUUACCCACCCAAAUCCCUAAUUCUUACCACAUUUUUUGUUUUCUGUUUCUUUUCUUCCCUCGCAAAUGCCUUCUUCUCUUCCUCUAUUCAUUCCGUUGGGGUGGUUUUGAAAGGGGGUUUCCGAGAAAGAAACAAGAACAGAGAGAAAUGAGGAAACAGAGCACACUGCUGCUGAAAUCGGACGACUUUGCCAGCGUGAUCCCGCAACGGAAAUGGAAUCGCUUCGACUACCUGCUCGCCGUGGCCAAAUUUGCACUCAAGAAGCUACGGCAAGAAGAAGAGCAACGGAACUUUCAUCUCCGCCGCCGCCUCUCCCAUUUGCCUCCUCUGCCACCGACCGGGCGCCGCAAGUUUGGCUGUUUCCGCUCGAUUGCCGCCGAACCCAAGAAGAAAAUCGAAAUGGGUAAAAUGGGCAAGAAGAAGAAGAACAAGAAGCGGGGGAGGAAGGGAAGAAAGACCCAAGAAGAGGCUUUGGGCGGGAUGGGUUUCUGUCCGCCGCUGCCGGAGCGAUUCGCGAGGUACAUCGACGAAGUGAGAGGGAGGGAAGUGAAGAUGGUCAUACAGAAGCGGCUGUCGAGGAGCGACCUGGACCACAGCCAAUCGCGGCUGUCGAUCCCGCGCCGGGCGGUGGAGGAAGAGUUCCUGACGGCGGAGGAGGCUGCGGCGAUGGGGAAGCGCUGGGGCACGCAUGGGUGCCGGCUGAGCGGGGUGGACGCGCGGCUGAUUGUGGAGCCGGGGGAGAAAGAAUGGGUCGUGCAUCUGAAACAAUGGGGCACGGUCGGCGGCAUGGGGAACUACGUUCUGACGUCGCGGUGGAACAGCGUGGUGGAGGAAGUGAAGUUUGAGGAAGACGACGCGAUUCAGUUGUGGAGCUUUAGGGUCGGCGAUGAAGGCGGCGGGGAAUUGAAUCUGGUUUUGGUUCGAUUGGGUAUGUGAAUUGAGGGGGAUUUUGUGGGGGGAAUUUUUGGGGCGCCGCCAUUCAUGGCGCACGGCGGCGAGGAGGACCAGAGGAUGCCGUUCAACUGAAUUGUGGAUUAGCUGUGUUCGUUAAGUGUGAUUAGCCUGUCAUUAGAAGAGGCUGUUUCGUUCUUUUCCUUUGUAGUUAGUCAUCAUCAUUUGAGAUUAGUGUACAUAAGCUAGAUAUCCAGAGCUUCUAAUGACAAAUUGUGCUCUUUCCUUUCACCUUUUUGGGCUAAGUGAGCUGUAACUAGGCCCAUACAAGUAAGGAAUGAACAUUGGAAAACCAUAUGAGUUUGAACUUAUUAUUGGGAAGAAUCCAACAAAAAUGGUCCUUGGAAAAAAGUCAGCCAAAAAAAUAUACGAAAAUAUCAUCCUAAAAGUAAUUCCUUCAAAUUGUUGCUUAAUGGACUUAAUAGUCGGUGGAGAAUAGUCUCGAGCCAAAUUCAUGAUCCGUAGCCUUCAAAAUCGAAAUAAAUGGCAUUUCAGGAAAAUUGCCUGAAAUCUGUGAUGGUUUGGAAUCUGAUAAAAAAUUGACCCGGAAUAAAUCCACCCAAAUUGGUGCUUAAUGGACUUAAUCAUCCUUGACGAAUAGUCUCAGGUCGAAUAUGUGAUCUGUAGCCUUCAAAAUCCAAGUAAAAUGGCCCUUCGAAAGAAUAAUCGCCCAAAAAAUUACGAAAAUGUCAUCCUAAAAGAAUUCCCCCAAAUUGUGCUUAAUGGACUUAAUCAUCGGUAGAGAUGAGGAUCCAUAGACUUCACCAUUAGUGGAGAAUAGCCUAAGGCCAAAUCCGAGAUCCGUAACCUUCAAAAUCGAAAGAAAAUGGCAUUUCGGAAAAAUCGUCCUACAUCUGUGAUGGUACCCCUUUUGAAUCUGACAAAAAUUGACCCGGAAUAAAUCCGCCCAAAUCUGUGCUUAAUGGACUUAGUCAUCCUUGAAGAAUACUCUCAGGCCGAAUUUGUUAGUUGUAGCCUUCCAAAUUCAAGUAACAUGUCCAUUCGAAAAAAAUCGCCCAAAAAUUUGCGAAAAUGUCAUCCAAAAAGUAAUUCCCGCAAAUUGUUGCUUAAUGGACUAAAUCGUCGGGAGAGAAUAGGAUCCACAGACUUCACCAUCGAUGAAAAAUAGCAUCUGGCCGAAUCCGUGAUCCGUAGUGUUCAAAAUUGAAAGAGAAUGGCAUUUCGUAUAAAUCGCCAUAAAUCUGUCAUGAUACCUCUUUUGAAUAUGAAAAAAAUUGACCGGGAAUAAACCCACCCAAAUCGGUGCUUAAUGGACUACUUAGUCAUCCUUCAAGAAUAGUCUCAGGGCGAAUCUUUGAUCUGUAGCCUUCAAAAUCAAUGUAAAAUGGUCAUUCGAAAAAAAAUCGCCCAAAAAAUUCCGAAAAUGCCAACCUAAAAGAAAUACCACCAAAAUGUUGCUUAAUGGACUUAAUCGUCGGUGGAGAAUAGGAUCCAUAGACUUCAAAAUCGAAAAAUGGCAUUUUGGGAAAAUCGCCUGAAAUCAAUGAUGGUACCUCUGUGGAAUCUGACAAAAAUUGACCCGGAAUAAAUCCGCCCAAAUCAGUGCUUAAUGGACUUAGUCAUCUUUGAAGAGUAUUCUCAGGCCCAAUCUGUGAUCUGUAGGUUGUAGCCUUCAAAAUAGAAGUAAAAUGGUCCUUCGAAAAAAAGGCCAAAAAAUUACGAAAACGGAAAACGUCAUCCUAAAAGUAAUUCCCCCAAAUUAAUGUAUAAUGGACUUAAUUGCGGUGGAGAGUAGGAUCCAUAGACAUCACCAUCGGUGGAGAAUAGCCUCGGGCAGAAUCCGUGAUACGUAGCCUUCAAACGAUUCUGGAGGCUACAGAUCACGGAAUAUAGGCCGAGGCUAUUCUCACUGAUAAUGAAGUUUAUUGAUCCUA
Messenger RNA from Linum trigynum, 2975 nucleotides. NCBI's taxonomy places the organism in Eukaryota, Viridiplantae, Streptophyta, Magnoliopsida, Malpighiales, Linaceae. The record is from the annotation of a GenBank genome assembly.